Messenger RNA from Benincasa hispida (wax gourd), 549 nucleotides. The record is from RefSeq and is a predicted model, not a curated record. NCBI's taxonomy places the organism in Eukaryota, Viridiplantae, Streptophyta, Magnoliopsida, Cucurbitales, Cucurbitaceae.
AUGGUGACUGAAAGAAUUGUCUUAGGCCACAAAGUAUCUAAAGCUGGGUUGGAAGUUGAUGAAGCCAAGAUAGAUGUCAUAGCUAAACUUCCACCAACAUCAAAUGUUAAAGCUCUACGAAGUUUUCUAGGGCAUGCUGGCUUCUAUCGAAGGUUCGUUAAAGGAUUUUCUCAAGUUGCGCGACCUCUCAGUGCAUUACUAGAGGCGAAUCGGCUUUACAAUUUCAAUGAAGACUGCUGUGACACGUUUGAAACAUUGAAAUAUGCAUUGACUACAACUCCGGUACUAAUAGCACUGGAUUGGAUGCAACCUUUUAUUCUCAUGUGCGACGCGAGUGAUGUUGCAAAAUUUGAUAUUGAUAUUCAGGACAGAAAGGGAACCGAGAAUCAGGUGGCUGACCACUUAUCCAGGCACAAGAUCGCUACUGCCUACCACCCACAAACAAAUGGUCAAGCUGAGAUAUCCAAUAGGGAAAUAAAAUCUAUCCUGGAGAAAGUUGUCAACGCAUCGCAGAAAGACUCGACACGGAUGCUAGAUGAAGCGCCCUAG